Hydatigera taeniaeformis is the source of this 1455-nucleotide messenger RNA. The record is from the annotation of a GenBank genome assembly. Lineage: Eukaryota; Metazoa; Platyhelminthes; Cestoda; Cyclophyllidea; Taeniidae.
AUGGCUAGUAAGGAAGGGGUCGAGGACAUUAGUAUGGAGGCUGGAGUUGACUACGUAGAUGAGGAUUCGCCCAAGGAUAGGUGUCGGCUUGUCUAUAUAAUAUUUUUUUUCAUCGGUAUUGGCUCGCUUCUACCGUGGAAUUUCUUUAUAACGGCUAAUCAAUAUUUUCAAUACCAACUUCGGAAUCAAAGUCUGCCGAGUGAUGUUGAUCCGCUUCUUCCGAUGUAUAGAACACCAUUACAGACUGUUUUCUCGAGUUACCUAACGAUUGCUUCCAUUGUACCGGCAACAUUGGCGAACUUCGCUAAUCUCAUGCUAAAAGAUUGGUUUGUCUACUAUGCUGUCUUUAUUGUAAAGCCUUCCUGUGUAUACUCGCUUGAUUGGAUCCGCUGUAGUCAUGCUCGUUAUAUUCACUAUCACAACCGCUCUUACAAAAAUACGAGUGCUUUCUUCGUUACUACUCUGGUGACUGUCAUGAUAAACAACGUCGGGAGUUCCAUUAACCAAGGGAGCACUUACGGUAUUCUCUCUGUGCUUCCGGGAAGUAACGUUCGAGGCUUCCUCGAAGGCCAGGCUGUGGCGGGUAUUAUCGCCUCUGCAUCCAACUUAAUAACUAUAGCAGCUGCAAGCAAUCCACGAGAUGUAGGCUUCGCCUACUUCCUGAUUGCCGUCUGCAUUAUCGCCUUAACUAUCAGUUUAUUUAUUGCCCUCUUCAAAAAUCCUUACUUCCUUUACUACUGGAGGAAUAAAGGUAAACAUUGGGAUUAUCAAGGUUCAACUACACUGCGCAGUGCUACCGCCACGGACGACAAUAUGCCUUUUGGCGAAAAGUUGAAAAAGACUGUGGUCAACCUCUGUCAUGCAAUGUUGGAGGUCAAAUGGCCUGGUUUCACCAUCCUCCUCAUAUUUGCUGUCACCUUAGCCGUCUUCCCCAGUGUCUUCAUUUUGAUCGUUCCCAACAACUUUGAUGAAAGUAGUGCAUGGCACAGUAAGUCUCUGGAGGACUAUUUACCGUUUGACACAUUCACUCGAGUUCUUAGGACAUUUCUUUUUGUAGCUAAAUACUUUCAUGGAGUGAUUGUCUUCUUGAGUUUCAACAUUUGCGACUAUCUGGGCCGUAUGGCAGUCGGUUGGUUUAAGUGGCCUCCUUUUGAGCAGCGAAAGGUCUUCCUUGCCUUGGCCAUUGUUAGGGCCAUACUUGUCCCCUUGGCGAUGCUGUGCAACAUUCCUUCUCAACACAUCCCCACUGUCUUCUACCACGACUCAAUCCCCAUAAUUCUGGUCAUCUUGCUGGGCUUAACGAAUGGAUACUUCGUCGCCUUGGCUGUCAGUUAUGCACCAAGAUAUGCCUCGGCGGGCAACGAGGAAGGGUGUGGCAUUGCAACCUCCACUUACAUCGCUCUUGGUUUGUGUCUCGGAGUCACUCUCUCCUAUGGAAUGGUGGCUCUUGUCUAG